Hibiscus syriacus is the source of this 3087-nucleotide messenger RNA. Its product is annotated as G-type lectin S-receptor-like serine/threonine-protein kinase SD2-2. The transcript has a single exon. Gene Ontology annotation, biological process: protein phosphorylation; recognition of pollen. NCBI's taxonomy places the organism in Eukaryota, Viridiplantae, Streptophyta, Magnoliopsida, Malvales, Malvaceae. Gene Ontology annotation, molecular function: protein serine/threonine kinase activity; ATP binding. The record is from RefSeq and is a predicted model, not a curated record. Bases 266 to 2839 code for a protein of 857 amino acids.
AAUGUUGAGUGUAAUUUCCCAAAAGCUUUUCAUUUCUUUAUGGUUUUUAGUCGUGUCCGUGAAUGGCAGCUUUUGCAGAUUUCUAUAAGAAUCCACUCUCUGUUAAUCUGUCUUCUUCUCCUCUGUUUUGUUUAUAUCUAUACAGUGUGCUGCGCCUUGUUUUGCUUCAAUCGUUCCUCAGAUUCCACACGUUUCCAUGUCAACUCUCAACGCGGAACUCACUCACCCUCAACACCGAACUGAAAAGCUUGAAACUUCGGUUUAGAUGUCGGUGCUCACUUUACCUUCUUUCAUGGUUUCUGUUUCUGUGAUUCUUUUGGUUUUACUCCAUUCGUUUCACACCCAACAUGCAAUCUCUGUCACCAAAACUUCACCGGAUGAGCUUUUUCCACGUGAAACCCUUUAUAAAGCAAGGAAAUUGGAGUCCAACAAUGGCGUUAUCAUAAGAGGAAACGCAACUCUUCACAGCGUUAACGGUACUUUCGAGCUGGGUUUCUUCAGCACAGAUGGGGAAUCCAAUUGGUAUUUAGGAAUAUGGUACUCUUCCAUUCCAACCCAAACGCGCGUUUGGGUCGCAAAUCGUGAAAAACCCAUCAAGAACAUCACCCAAUCUUCACUUGAAAUCACCGAAACAGGGCGAUUAGCGGUGAAGGAGUCGCCGGAUUCAGUCGUAUGGGAGAGCACAAACCGUGAAAAAGCGAAAAUGUUCAAUCUUUUAGAGAGUGGGAAUCUGGUGUUAUAUUCAUCGGAAGGUUCAAAAAUAUGGCAAAGCUUCGAUCAUCCGACGGAUACGUGGCUGCCGGGGAUGAACAUCAGCGCCCAACGAUCUUUGACCUGUUGGAAGAGCUUCUUUGACCCAUCGCCAGGAUAUUUCUCUCUAAGGCUAAAUCCCCAAGAGUUCAACGAGUUUCAGCUCGUUUACAAUUCAACCAAUGUGUAUUGGUCCACCGGAAACUGGACCGGAACUGCUUUCGCCAAUGUGCCACAAAUGACAAUCCGUUACAUUUACAAGUUCCAUUUCUCCGAUCCGUACUUGCCAAUGGCGUCGUUUUGGUACACAGAAAGAGCACUGGAUAACGGACUGGACCCUCCAUUGACAAGGUUUCAGAUUGAUGCCAACGGACAGCUAAAGCAAUUCACAUGGUCGCCACAGAUAGAGAAUUGGAACAUGUUUUGGUCUGUGCCGGAUGAUAAGUGCAGAGUUUACGGAUUAUGUGGUGCUUUCGGAACUUGUGCAAGUUCUUCUUUAAAACCCUGUGUUUGUCUUAACGGAUUUAGACCUUUGGAUGAUGAAGGAUGGAAUUCUGGAGAUUUUACCAGUGGUUGUAGAAGAGAAAGUGACGAUUUUUGCGAGGAUAAAGAUGGGUUUGAGAAGCUAGGUUAUGUUGGGUUUGAUGGAUGGACAACGGUGUCGUUUUCAGGCAGUAGGAGUUCUUGUCAGAAGUAUUGUCUGAAAAAAUGUUCUUGUGUUGGGUUGUAUCAUAAUGGGAGGACUAAUCUGUGUAAGAAUGUAUAUGGUUCUGUGUUGAAUUUCAGAAAUUUGAACUCUGAUGGUAUCAAUGAAGAUGUGUUUUAUAUUAGGGUUCCAAAGGAAGGAAUUGCGAAGCAAAAUGUGUCGAAAACCAUGAUUUUGGUUGCUUGCGUUGUCGGGUCUAUUGCAGCUUUGGGGUUCUUGGGGUUGAUCUUGUUGGUUCUGAGGAAAAGAAGUGAGAACAUGAAGGGGAAUGGGGAUGAUGAUGAUGAUGAUGAUGGUGUUUUCCCCUGUUUGAAUCUCAAAGUAUUCACUUACAAAGAGCUUAAUACUGUGACUCGAGGGUUUUCGGAGAAACUGGGGCAUGGCGGAUUUGGUGUGGUCUUUCGAGGUGAGCUAUCAGAUUCUACUCCGGUCGCUGUUAAACGCCUUGAAAGGCCGGGGAGUGGUGAGAAAGAGUUCAGGGCUGAGGUGUGCACCAUUGGCAACAUUCAACAUGUUAAUCUGGUGAGACUAAGAGGAUUUUGCUCAGAGAAUUCUCGUAGGUUACUUGUAUAUGAUUACAUGCCUAACGGUCCCUUGAGUGCGUACCUACGCCGAGAUGGUCCAAACUUUUGCUGGGAUGUUAGGUUCCGAGUUGCAUUAGGCACUGCAAGAGGCAUAGCAUAUCUACAUGAGGCAUGUAGGGACUGUAUCAUUCAUUGUGAUAUCAAACCCGAAAACAUUCUAUUGGAUGGUGAUUACAUGGCAAAGGUAUCUGAUUUCGGAUUAGCAAAGCUGGUUGGCAGGGAUUUUAGCAGGGUAUUAGCCACAAUGAGGGGUACCUGGGGCUAUGUUGCCCCGGAAUGGAUAUCCGGUAUGGCAAUCACACCAAAAGCCGAUGUUUACAGUUACGGGAUGACAUUGUUAGAACUAAUUGGUGGCCGCAGAAACGUGGAGGCACUACAAUCUGCAGAAAACACCAAUGCUUUCACCGAGGGAGGGAACGGAGAAAAGUGGUUUUUCCCUCCAUGGGCAGCACGCCAAGUAAUUGAGGGCAACGUGGCCGCAAUCGUGGACAGUAGACUCGGCAUUGCGUAUAACGUCCAGGAGGCCGAGCGACUUGCUAUGGUAGCAAUCUGGUGCAUACAAGAUGAAGAGGUAUCGAGGCCUACAAUGGGAACGGUAGUGAAGAUGCUGGAAGGAGUGGUGGAAGUAACCACUCCCCCACCACCGAAACUGAUACAAGCACUAGUUGCCGGGGAUUCCUAUCGUGGCGUUAGAAUGAAUUACGACACGUCUACAGCCGGUGAUGGAUUCUCAAGUGCCGGUUCACGGUCGUCUCUUUGUAACCUCUCGUCCAAAUUGGAUGAGAAUCCAGAGGUCUAAUUGUGUACACCAUUAUUGAUGAUAACCGACUAAUGCCAUUGUAUCUGUUUCUUCUAGAUCUGUUUUCAUGCAAAUGGAGCUGAUAAUUGUAGUUAAAGAUCAUUUUACAUGAAAACGACUGUUGCAUGUAAUCAUAAACAUUUGAAUUCUCAUAUAAAAGAGAAUAAUGGUUUAUUAUUACAGUUUUGACAUACUCCAAAGGCACAGAGAAACGAAUAUUAAAAGCCCCCACCAUUAUGAUUUCACCA